Molecule: messenger RNA, 5858 nt
Organism: Epinephelus lanceolatus (giant grouper)
Lineage: Eukaryota; Metazoa; Chordata; Actinopteri; Perciformes; Serranidae
Source: RefSeq, a predicted model, not a curated record
GAACAUGAUCAAACCGAUCACCCGGCUUGAUUGCAAGGCAUGCAAUCUCUGUCACAUACCAGCUAGCAUAUCAACCGCACAGAUCCACAGAGAUCAGAAUUUUGUAUUUAGCCACACGAAUAGCAGUCAUAUUGUAUUUAAUGUUCGCCGCUACAGCGUAACUGCACUGUUGUCUAUAGAAAUAUAGAUCUACCACAUCGGAGUGACCAGGAUGGAGUGGCAGCCAGAUGAACAGGGUCUGCAGCAAGUGCUUCAGCUACUCAAGGACUCCCAGUCCCCAGACACAGCAACGCAGAGAGCUGUGCAAGAAAAACUGGAGCAGUUAAACCAGUUUCCAGAUUUCAACAACUAUCUCAUCUUUGUCCUCACAAGCCUCAAAUCCGAGGACGAGCCCACUCGCUCUCUGAGCGGUCUGAUACUGAAGAACAAUGUUAAGGCUCACUACCAGAACUUCCCUCCCAACGUGGCUGACUUCAUCAAACGAGAAUGCCUCAACAACAUCGGAGACCCUUCACCGCUCAUCAGAGCUACGAUUGGCAUCCUGAUCACGACCAUAGCCUCUAAAGGGGAGCUGCAGACCUGGCCGGAACUCCUGCCUCAGCUCUGUAAUCUGCUCAACUCAGAGGACUAUAACACCUGCGAGGGUUCUUUCGGAGCGUUGCAGAAGAUCUGUGAGGACUCCUCAGAGUUGCUGGAUAGUGAUGCUCUGAACAGACCCCUCAACAUCAUGAUCCCAAAAUUCCUACAGUUUUUCAAGCACUGCAGCCCCAAGAUCAGGUCCCAUGCUAUAGCGUGUGUGAACCAGUUCAUCAUUGGUCGAGCUCAGGCUCUCAUGGAUAACAUUGACACCUUCAUUGAGAGUCUUUUUGCACUGGCGGGUGAUGAGGACAGUGAAGUGCGCAAGAACGUCUGCAGGGCUUUGGUCAUGCUGCUGGAAGUCCGCAUCGACCGCCUCAUCCCACACAUGCACAGCAUCAUCCAGUACAUGCUGCAGCGGACCCAGGACCCAGAUGAGAACGUGGCUCUGGAGGCCUGCGAGUUCUGGCUGACUUUGGCUGAACAGCCCAUCUGCAAAGAGGCCCUGUCUGGCCACUUGGUCCAACUGAUCCCUAUCCUGGUGAAUGGGAUGAAAUACUCUGAGAUUGACAUUAUUCUUCUAAAGGGUGAUGUUGAAGAGGAUGAGGCAGUUCCAGACAGCGAGCAAGACAUCAAGCCUCGCUUCCACAAGUCCCGCACCGUCACCCUGCAGCAUGAAGGAGGGGAGGGCGAGGAGGGGGAGGACAUUGAUGAAGACGAAGAUGACGACGACGAUACGCUGUCUGACUGGAACCUACGGAAGUGUUCGGCCGCGGCUCUGGACGUUCUUGCCAAUGUGUUUCGUGAGGAGCUGCUGCCCCAUCUCCUGCCCCUGCUCAAAGGACUGCUUUUCCACCCUGACUGGGUCAUCAAGGAGUCUGGCAUCCUCGUGCUGGGAGCCAUCGCUGAGGGCUGUAUGCAAGGCAUGGUACCGUACUUGCCUGAGCUCAUCCCCCACCUCAUCCAGUGUUUGUGCGACAAAAAGGCCCUGGUGCGCUCUAUCGCCUGCUGGACACUCAGCCGUUACGCCCACUGGGUGGUCAGCCAGCCUCCUGACGCUCACCUCAAACCCCUCAUGACUGAGUUGCUCAAACGCAUUCUGGACGGCAAUAAGAGGGUACAGGAAGCAGCAUGCAGUGCAUUUGCCACCCUGGAAGAGGAGGCGUGUACAGAGCUGGUGCCUUACCUGAGCUUCAUCCUGGACACGCUGGUUUUUGCUUUUGGGAAGUACCAACACAAGAACUUGCUCAUCCUCUACGAUGCUAUAGGAACACUGGCGGACUCUGUGGGGCACCAUCUCAACCAGCCUGAGUACAUACAGAAACUGAUGCCUCCGCUGAUAGCCAAGUGGAAUGAGCUGAAGGACGAAGACAAAGAUCUCUUCCCUCUGCUUGAGUGUCUGUCGUCUGUUGCCACGGCGCUGCAGAGUGGCUUCCUCCCCUAUUGCGAGCCCGUCUAUCAACGCUGUGUCACCCUGGUUCAGAAGACACUGGCUCAGGCCAUGAUGUACAGUCAGCAGCCAGACCAGUAUGAAGCACCCGACAAGGACUUCAUGAUCGUGGCUCUGGAUCUUUUAAGUGGCUUAGCUGAGGGACUGGGGGGCCACGUGGACACACUUGUGGCCCGCAGUAACAUCAUGACGCUGCUUUUCCAGUGCAUGCAGUCCCAGGAUACGAUGCCUGAAGUAAGACAGAGUUCGUUUGCUCUACUGGGCGACUUGACCAAGGCUUGCUUCCCUCAUGUCAAACCGUGUAUUGCUGAAUUCAUGCCAAUCCUCGGGACAAAUCUGAACCCUGAGUUCAUCUCUGUCUGCAACAAUGCUACCUGGGCCAUAGGAGAGAUCUGUAUGCAGAUGGGAGUGGAGAUGCAGCCGUACAUCGCUAUGGUUCUGAACCAGCUGGUUGAGAUUAUUAAUCGACCCAACACCCCCAAGACCCUGCUGGAGAACACUGCAAUCACCAUUGGUCGGCUGGGCUAUGUGUGUCCUCAGGAGGUCGCGCCCAUGCUGCCACAGUUCAUUCGACCCUGGUGUACGUCUCUGCGAAACAUCCGAGACAACGAGGAGAAAGACUCUGCCUUCCGUGGGAUUUGCAUGAUGAUCGGUGUGAACCCAGGGGGUGUGGUGCAGGACUUCAUCUUCUUCUGUGAUGCAGUGGCCUCCUGGGUGAAUCCUAAAGACGAUUUGAGAGACAUGUUCUACAAGAUCCUGCACGGUUUUAAGGAGCAGGUUGGGGAGGAGAACUGGCAGCAGUUUUCAGAGCAGUUUCCCCCACUGCUGAAGGAGAGACUGGCAGCCUGCUACGGCGUUUAGAUUCUCUACACCCACCCAACAGGUGAGCCAGCAGGAGGAGGGUGAAUGGGAAACUCAUCCAUCUGUGUAUUGCACUGCCCUGAUCUGGGGGGAGGGAGAGGGACGCUAUUGGCCGCUCCCCCUGACGGACGGCCCCCACGCCCUAUGUGUUUGUCCAUAGAGGGAGGGUGGGCGGGUGGGAGGGUGGGACAGAGGGACACCUCUAGAUUAACUAGGCAGGGACCCGACACAGAAAAACUAACUGGUAGGGACAGAUAGAGAGGGACAGAGAGAAGGACAUGGAGGAGAGACAGAGGGGAUAGACAAGUUGGGACGGAGGGAGACCAGCAAGAGAGAAAGUUCAGGGAAAGAGAGGGAGGGAUAUCAGUAACAAAGCAGGGAAAAGAGCCACAGAAAGGUCUGUUACUGGGAGGACAGGGAAAGUAGAGAUUUUUAACGGGAUUCUUAAACUCAUGAUAGCUUGACCGACAGAGACAGACCAACACAGACUCACACACAUACACUUGCACACGCUGCACACGCAGUACAUGGAACUGACUGUGGGCGGCACUAUUAUUUAGACUUUUUUGAGACCUACUACAUGUAGUUAGGGACAGACAGACAGGGGUCUAAACUCUGUUCAUUUUCUGGGUGAUACUCUUUCUUUUCCGGGGGAAUAGGAUUCAAUAAGAAUUACUUCAUCUGUAGUCACUGAAUUCUACUUAGCUGUAAGAUAAUCUUGCUAUCCGCAUCUGUGUUUCCUAUCCUUUUUCUUUCAUUUCGAACCAGAGUGCUGCUUCACAGAGCUAUCCAUCUAUCAGACAUAUUCCUGUCACAUUUUCUACCUGAUCAAAACAGAGAGAGAAAUAAGAGCAAGUGUCUUUCCUCGUGGCUUCACAGAAACCAUUCCUCUAGGAGGGGAGGAUUAGGGCUAACACAUUUGUUUUCUCACCAGAGGGGAGAAAAUCGUAGAAAGAAAAAAAAAUCACAUCCUUAGUUGUCCUCUUUGAGGUUUUGUGUGUGUGUGUGUGUGUGUGUGUGUGUGUGUGUGUGUGUGUGUGUAUGUAUGUAAAUGUGUGCGAGUGUGUGCAUGUGCAGUUUAUAAAUCCUCACUUUGGCAUUCUGUGUUAACAGUGUGUGAAAUAUGUAUUGUUUUUGAUAUGGUACCGAGCUAAAACUUGACUCCCACCGCAAUGUCCUUGGCACCUGUUAACUGUGACCAAGUGUUUGUGUUUGUGUGUGUGUAUGUGUGUGUUGCAAAAGAGUGAGCGUGUGUAUAUGUUUAUGUCUACAUUCGUACUGAUAUCCAUUUGAUGCCAUAUUGAUAUCUUAAGUAAAACAGUGAUUGGCAAUGUCAUUGUGAUCUUUAUAAUGUUUUAAAAAUGGUCCAUAUUCUUUUUUUUUUUGUUGUUGUUUUUUUUUUGUUUUGUUUUGCUGCUACUGAUAAUUUUUGUUUCUAUAGUGGAUUUAAAUUCGCACAAUAACGCAAAAAUAUUUGAAUUAAUGCUAUUUUCAGUGACUGUUGUUUUUGCACUUUUUAUUUUAUUUUAUUUUACCUUUUUUCUUUUUUUUUGUAUGGACUUUUUUUUUUUUUAACCUCACCCAUAUGAUAUGUCUUGACCCUAAUGUCAGUGUUUGUCAUACUGUGUUGCACUGUGAAAUUAAGUGUCUUUGACUGGCAAAAAUAUUCCAAUACUAAAUGGCAAAUAAAAACAACUUUGUGAAACUGGGACUAAUCCGCACUUUUACAAUGACUAACUUUGCCAUAUUGCUGAGGUGUGUGUGUACGUGUGUGAGAUCCCGCAUGUGUGUGUGAGAUCCUGCAUGAGUAGGUGCGCAUGAGAACCCUUUAUAUUUUUUGGCGUAUGAGCAUGUGAUAGCUAGAUGGCGUUCAUAUGAUGUGUGCACAGUAAAGGGGUGCAAACCAAGUGUUGUUUGGAAGGGUGUGUAGCCUGCCCCCCCAGCCUACUUUGUGUGCAUGCUUUGUGUCUGCGUUUUCACUGCGUGUGUGCGCGCGAAUGUUUGUAUGUGUGUGUUGACGUAUAUUUUGGAGUAAUAUGAUUGCCCUUUACACACCAACACACCACCUCAAUUCACGAGAGGAGAGCACAAUAUACUUCAAAAAGAGAAGAGCUAGGACACUGCCAAAGAGCAAUAGCCACUGAAAUUUAAAGAACAAAGUAGAUAAGCACUGCUAUUUCAAUAUUCAAUACAUGCGUAAUGAUAUAAAAGUACAGGCAAUGAAGGGCUUUUCAAAUUAAUAACGGAAUAAGAUUUUGCCAGCAAAAUUGACUACAGGGAUCUCUAUUUUUUUCAUUGACAUUCUGUGUUUUCCAGCGUGCAGACAUUUGGAAACAGUCAGACGUUGGCACUUGAUUUGACCUCGACUGUGACCACUGAGAUAAUCAAAUCAAUCAUUAAUCACGUCAAACACAAGACAAUCUGAACCCCAGUCUAGUUCUAUUUCCACAGUCUCCUAGUUCGAAGCUUGUACGAGAAAAAUGUAUUUGGUUGCUCGUUAAUUUCAGUGUUUGUUUUUUUUUUAAUUAUUUGUGUAACUGAUGCUUUUAGUUUCACAGACAGUGUUUGUAUCUGACAGAUCAGUGUACAUUUUUCUUUGGAUGAUACUGUAGUCGCCUGCUUCAGUGACAGAUUUAUGAAUGCAACCAGUUUGAAGGAGAGGAGUGGUGUGACAGCUUUUUGAAUACGUGCAAGACGAUGGGAACAAAGGAGGCAUGAAAGGAGAUGAAGGAGGAAUGAUUUUUUUUUUUUCUAAAUUCUGUUUAUAUAAUAACGAGCAUGAUAAUGUUGCAGUUCGGCUGACAGACUUUGGUACCUUUUGUUUUCCUGUGGGCUACUUUCGCCAGUCAUGUUCCCUUUUUUUGAAGGUGGGAAUGGAAAUAAAAUGCUUUCUUUUAUAUGAUUUAUAGUUUAUGUGUGUAAAAUCUCUGGAUUUUUGAAAUAAAUCAUGUCGUGCAUGCUGAAGGCCGGA